AUGAGUGACGACGUCCAGGAACCUUCAAACCCGACAAAGGAGCGAGAGCAGAGGCGGGAGCAGGAACGACCUCGGCAGGAGAAGCAAAACCAAUCGCUGCGCGUCCAGAUUCUCGUUUACCGUUGCAUGGGCAUCGACCUGUGGAGCCCCACAAGCUCCAAUGACCGCCAGCUGCUGACGUUCGUCACAAUGGCUCCGCUAUUCUUGUUCAUGGUCCCCAUGUUCCUUGCCGCCCGCGAAUACAUCACCCAGGUGAGCCUGCUGUCCGACACCUUGGGCUCCACGUUCGCCAGCAUGCUGACCCUAGUCAAGUUUCUGCUCUUCUGCUACUACCGCAAGCAGUUCGUUGGCCUAAUUUACCGCAUCAGGGGCAUUCUAGACAGGGAAAUCAGUGUGUGGCCGGAUGCCCAGGGAAUUGUGGAUGAGGAGAAUCAGAGCGAUCAGAUGCUCAGUCUGACCUACACGCGUUGCUUCGGUCUGGCGGGUGUCUUUGCUGCCAUCAAGCCCUUUGUGGCCAUUGUUGUUUCCUUGAUCCGGGGCAGCGUGGGUGAGUCGGGCAUCCAUCUGGAGUUGCCCCAUAAUGGUGUAUAUCCGUGGGAUCUCCAGGUGGUCUGGUGGUAUGUGCCCACCUAUCUGUGGAACGUGAUGGCCAGUUACAGUGCGGUGACCAUGGCCCUGUGCGUGGACACCCUGCUCUUUUUCUUCACGUACAACGUAUGCGCCAUCUUCAAGAUCGCCAAACAUCGAAUGAUUCACCUGCCGGCGGUGGGCGGUAGGGAGGAGCUGGAGAGUCUAGUCCAGGUUUUGUUGCUUCAUCAAAAGGGCCUGCAGAUAGCUGAUCAUAUCGCUGACCAGUACCGACCCCUGAUCUUCUUACAAUUCUUUUUGUCGGCCCUGCAGAUCUGCUUCAUUGGCUUUCAGGUGGCGGAUCUAUUUCCCAAGCCCCAGAGCCUAUACUUCAUCGCCUUUGUGGGCUCGCUGCUCAUAGCCUUGUUCAUCUACUCCAAGUGCGGCGAGAACAUCAAGAGCGCCAGCCAGGACUUUGGAAAUGGACUCUACGAGAGCGCCUGGACGGACUUUACUCCGUCGACCAAGAGGGCACUGCUCAUUGCCGCCAUGAGAGCCCAGCGUCCCUGCCAGAUGAAGGGCUACUUCUUCGAGGCAAGCAUGGCUACCUUCUCGACGAUUGUCCGCUCUGCCAUGUCGUACAUCAUGAUGCUGCGCUCCUUUAACGCCUGA
Molecule: messenger RNA, 1239 nt
Organism: Drosophila serrata
Lineage: Eukaryota; Metazoa; Arthropoda; Insecta; Diptera; Drosophilidae
Gene: Or9a
Product: Odorant receptor 9a
Biological process (GO): sensory perception of smell; detection of chemical stimulus involved in sensory perception of smell
Cellular component (GO): plasma membrane
Molecular function (GO): odorant binding; olfactory receptor activity
Source: RefSeq, a predicted model, not a curated record